GCUUCCUUCAUGUCGAUUGUAAUUACUUGUAAUCAAAUACAUCUCCCGGAUACAACGUACGCAUAUAAUAAGUAAGGCAUAAGCAACCUUGUCGAGUUUACAACAAUAUUCCAGAUCCGACUACCAUUGACCUCGUCAAAGACAACUCCUCACCUAGAAAGUUUAGACGGUUUACACCGCAUAACGCGUUUGCAUGCUCGGCCUCCGACCGACGCUGCGGGCCCGGCCUUCUUUAGUGGAGCUGAUCGAACGGCGGGGAAACCACGGCCAAAGUACAAGUUCGGGUUCAAGUCGGCCGGUCACACCUACCUCGAGCCCUGCGCAAUCUGCGUCACCUGGCAGCUCUAACAGCCCCGCCAGAGCCGCUAGAGCCGCUAAAGCCACAGGUCUAACAGCUGAAGCUGCUAACCAACCACUACCACCCAGCCCGCUGCUAUCACCAGCUACCACUAGCACUAACGCCAUAGCCACCACUGCCACUGCUACUCCUAACAUCAUCACAACUUCAACUUCAACUUCAACUUCAACUUCAACACCCACCACAUCGACGCCGGUCUCGUCACCCCCAGCUUCGCCCUUACUAGCUCCUACAAUAUCUAUCUCUCCUGUCUCUCCAGCUACAGAGCCGCUUCCUACACCGAAAGAGACUCCCAAGAUGGCUCCGUCAGCGAAUGCCACAAAUGGCGAAGAAGCGCUUAAUAGUGGCAAGAUUUACUCCGUAUCCGGACCCGUCGUGGUGGCCGAAGACAUGAUCGGAGUUGCCAUGUACGAGCUCGUAAGAGUCGGUCACGAUAACUUAGUCGGUGAAGUCAUUCGAAUCAAUGGUGACCAAGCCACCAUCCAAGUAUAUGAAGAGACCGCUGGUAUAACUGUGGGCGACCCCGUCCAAAGAACCGGUAAACCUCUUUCCGUCGAACUCGGUCCCGGCUUAUUACACAACAUCUACGAUGGAAUUCAACGACCUCUCGAGAAGAUUGCCCAACAGUCUAACAGCAUCUACAUCCCUCGCGGUAUUUCUGCGCCUGCUCUCAACCGAACUAAGAAGUGGGAGUUUACACCUACCUUGAAGGUCGGCGACCACAUCUCCGGUGGUGACGUCUGGGGAACCGUCUUUGAGAACUCUUUCAUUAAGGUACAUAAGAUCCUACUUCCACCACGAGCAAGGGGAACUAUCACCAGAAUUGCCGGAAAGGGUGAAUAUACCGUGGACGAGAAGAUCCUCGAGGUCGAGUUCAAUGGCACCAAGACCGAGUAUGGUAUGAUGCACACCUGGCCCGUCCGUGUCCCACGACCCACGACCGAGAAGCUCUCCGCCAACAGCCCCUUCAUUGUCGGCCAGCGAGUUCUGGACGCCCUUUUCCCUAGUGUACAAGGCGGUACUGUGGCUAUUCCCGGUGCUUUCGGUUGUGGCAAGACUGUCAUUUCGCAGUCCGUCUCCAAAUUUUCCAACAGCGACGUCAUCGUGUAUGUCGGAUGUGGUGAGCGCGGUAACGAGAUGGCUGAAGUCUUGAAAGAUUUCCCCGAGCUUUCUAUCGAGGUUGAGGGCCGCAAGGAGCCUAUCAUGAAGCGAACAACCCUGAUCGCCAAUACCUCUAACAUGCCUGUCGCCGCCCGAGAAGCUUCCAUCUACACGGGUAUCACUGUCGCCGAGUACUUCCGUGACCAGGGCAUGAACGUGGCUAUGAUGGCUGACUCGUCAUCUCGAUGGGCCGAAGCCCUGCGUGAAAUUUCCGGCCGUCUCGGUGAAAUGCCUGCUGACCAAGGUUUCCCUGCUUACCUUUCCGCUAAGCUAGCCAGUUUCUACGAGCGUGCAGGAAGGACGAGCUGUCUAGGCUCCCCCGAGCGCGAGGGCAGUAUCAGCAUCGUCGGUGCCGUCAGUCCUCCAGGUGGUGAUUUCUCCGAUCCCGUUACCAGUUCGACACUCAGUAUCGUCCAAGUGUUCUGGGGUCUCGACAAGAGACUCGCGCAGCGGAAGCACUUUCCGUCCAUCAACACGUCGCUGUCAUACAGCAAAUACACAAACACGCUGGACAAGUGGUACGAGAAGGACUAUCCCGACUUCCCGCGGUUACGUGACCGCAUCAAGCAGCUUCUAUCAGACUCGGAGGAGCUGGACCAGGUGGUGCAGCUGGUCGGUAAAUCAGCGCUGUCGGACCCCGACAAGAUCACGCUGGACAUUUCGACACUGCUAAAGGAGGACUUCCUACAGCAGAACGGAUACUCGGAUUACGACCAGUUCUGCCCUAUCUGGAAGACGGAAUGGAUGAUGAAGCUUAUGGUCGGCUUCCAUGACGAGGCGCAGAAGGCCGUUGCACAGGGCCAGAGCUGGUCCAAGGUUCGUGAGGCUACGAGUGACCUCCAGGCGCAGCUGCGAAGCCUCAAGUUUGAGCUCCCAAGCGAGGGACGGGAGGCUAUUAGUAAGAAGUACGAGGCCAUCCAGCAGGCUAUGAUGGACAAAUUCGCCGCCGUCAUGGACGAGUAAAACGGGAAAGGAGGGCUGUAGUUUAUCCGAUGUUAUACAAAGUACUUUUUCUUGAGGUGCCGUCGGGUAUAAAUGUAGUGUGUACAUAAAGAAUAGGAGAUAUGUCUAGUCCGUGGCCAUGCUAAUGCCAUCGGCUAACUAACUGAGCAAGCUGAGCUAAACGAGCAGGGUUAGGGUACUGUUACCAAUACAAUUGAAUUGUUACUUUUACUUUUUGAUGACCGU
Messenger RNA from Daldinia loculata, 2707 nucleotides. Its product is annotated as V-type ATPase. Lineage: Eukaryota; Fungi; Ascomycota; Sordariomycetes; Xylariales; Hypoxylaceae. The transcript has 7 exons. The record is from RefSeq and is a predicted model, not a curated record. Gene Ontology annotation, biological process: proton transmembrane transport; ATP metabolic process. Gene Ontology annotation, molecular function: ATP hydrolysis activity; proton-transporting ATPase activity, rotational mechanism; ATP binding. The coding region runs from base 194 to 2482 and encodes 762 amino acids. Gene Ontology annotation, cellular component: proton-transporting V-type ATPase, V1 domain; fungal-type vacuole membrane.